CCGAAGCAUGCUGAAGUGCGAAAUCGCCGGGACAAUUAUUUCUCAGGUUCGACAACACUGUAAUUACCUUUUUUUUUUUUCGUUUUACGGAUUUCGUGUUUUUCACUGAUAAUAACCAUCGUUUAGCAGCAGCUACAGUAAGUAACAGUAGCAGCAGUUAUAGUGUUAGUGUUCUGUGUUUCUCGUAUUUGUGUCAAAUGUUAGGCAAGUGAAACACAAAUGUAACCAUUAUUUUACGGUUUAUUCCAAUAAAAUCGAAUGAUUCAGCGUGCUAAGUGUGGACCGGGCACCGUUUGUUGUGUGUGAAAUGUUCGCGAAACUCAUAUGGAGCCGACUAGACACUUUUACUAUACUUUUUAAUCCUACUUAGCGACUGGCUAAUCAAUUCUAUCUGCGAAUACUCCGAAAUUCGUUUCGGGGUGCUAACUGUUACAAUGUCGGCGCUGUUUAAACGAGCUGAACAGUUAAAACGAUGGGAAGAGUCUGAUACCAACCAACAAUCUCCUGUACGAAAGAAUAUUAAAACCGUAUCGUUUCCGAUAGACUGUGCGUUCUUAGCAUCCGUUGCAUCGGGCGAUAAGAAUGAGGUGAACAGUCUCUUAUACUUGACUGCCGACAUUAAUGCAGCUAACGCUGAUGGUCUGACUGCUUUACAUCAAGCUUGUAUUGAUGAUAACCUUGAUAUGGUUGAAUUUUUGGUCGAACAUGGCGCUGAUGUUAAUAGAGGUGAUAAAGAAGGAUGGACGCCACUUCACGCAACAGCAUCUUGUGGUUUUUUAAGCAUAGCAAAAUAUCUAUUGGAAAAUGGUGCAGAAGUGUCUGCUAUUAAUUGUGAUCAAGAACUACCUAUUGAUAUUGCAGAAUCUGAAGAAAUGAGGCAACUUCUACAUCAGUAUCUAAGAGAAGCAGGUGUUGACUGUGAUGACGCCAGAAACAAGGAAGAAAGACUGAUGCUCAAAGAUGCACGUGAAUGGAUAAGUUCUAAUCAGUUUGGAGACUCACCUCAUGCUACCACUGGAGCAAUGGCCAUACAUGUAGCUGCAGCUAAAGGAUACAUUAAAGUUUUAGAGCUUCUUAUCCAAGCAGGUGCUGAUGUUAAUUGUCAUGAUUAUGAUGGCUGGACACCAUUACAUGCUGCUGCUUAUUGGGGUCAAAAAGAGGCUUGUGAAAUACUAGUUGAACAUUUCUGUGAUAUAAAAAAGAAAAAUUUUGUGGGUCAAACAGCAUAUGAUGUAUCCGAUGAAGAAAUGAAAGAUUUAUUAGAUGAAUUAAAAAAAAAACAAGCGUCUCAAAACAAAGACGUAUCAGAUAAAAAUUAUCUUGUUAAUAAUAAAUUACCCAAUGCUCAAAAGAGAAGAUCUUCAAUCAGCAGGCUAUCUGGAAAUGAUAAAUCAACAUUGAAAAAAGAUAAAGAGAUAGUUUUAGAUAGUAAUCGAAUUAUUAAAGAAGAGGAAGAUGAAAUUAAAAUUAAAGAUGAUUUACCAAAAGAUAAAAGAGUGGAAAUUGAAUUAACUCCUAUUGAACAACCUAAACCCGAUGCCAACAUAAUUGGUAUAAAAGAUAUCAAGCAGCCUACUCCAUUAGACAAUAAUGAACUAAAACCUCCAGAAGUUGUUUUACGUAGAACUCAAAGUUUUGAAUCUGAUGAAAAAUUCUAUCGACGUUAUUGUGAGUUACGUGCUAAAAUUAAAGGUAAUUUAUGGGGAGUUAUACAUGCGUCUCCUUCUUCAGCAAGUGCUUCGCCACCAAUGAGAACAGCUUCUUUGAAAGAAAAGCCUCAAUCAAGGCGAAAUAAAAGUAAUUUCAGAGAUGAGCAAACUAACUCACAAACUGUUGUUCAAAGCAACUCAAAUACAAGUGAUACGUCUCACUCCACAAAUCCUCAACAGAAUAUUCGCAGUGGUGUCAAAGCAUUUAUCAGUGGCCUCCAAAUGCAACAGAAACAAUCAGAAACUACUCAUAAGAUAGUCCCUGGGAACAUCUUUAAAAACUUUUUCAAGUCAUUUGUUCCUCCAGUUAGAGAUGAUGAAUCAGAAACUCAGCGCAAAGCACAUGCUAAGCGCGUAAGAGAAACUAGAAGAUCUACUCAAGGUGUUACAUUAGAAGAACUAAAAUCUGCCGAACAAAUAUUUAAACAAAAAAAUCAAGAUACUGGGAAAAGCAAAUUUAACAAUUCAACCCAACUGGAAACAAAUAAUAACUCAACAAACAAUAUUGGACCACCACAAGCUAAAACAGAAGAGCAUGUAACUGUAACAGCUACAAUUACUCCAUUGUCCAGAAAUAUUCCAUCUAAUAUGCCAGAUAACAGUGUGGAGCGAAGGCCUUCUUGGAGACUAAGGGUCGAAAAUGGCAGCAAGUUUUUACUUGAGGAUGCGAGGUCUAAUGAUGCAACCCCCAAAACACCAACUAAAUCCCCUCACAUUCCUUCAUCUCUCGAUACAAGUGCAGACACGACAGUGACAUUGCCACUCAGACGUCCUUUAUCCAAACAACAAGAAGACGAAAAAGAACAAGAUAAAGAAAAUGAUUGUCGUAAUCACCAAACCACCCAAGCAGUAAUUCAAAGAAGAAAAAGGCCUAAACGAAGAUCUACAGGAGUUGUUCAUGUUGAUUUGGAUGAAAUUGAUCCUGAUAGGCAAGAUACAUCGUCAUGUGGUGGCACUGAUGAAAGCAUUGGCGAAAGCGGUGGAGAUACUAAAUCAAGUCCAACGUCAAGACUAAGUUCAGUGUCAUCUCAGAACAGUAAAUUAAGUAGCGCACCAACAUCUCCUGUACCAUGUUUGGAAAAUGGAGAACUAGAUUACAAAGUGUUAUACGAAGAAGCAGUUUUAGACAACGAAAGGUUACGAAGACAGUUACAAAAGACUGAAGAAGAAUUAUUAGAAUCUAAAAUAACUAUAGAAAAACAGUCAUCCAAUAUCGGCAAGAGCACACUAUCUGAAACUGAAAAACGGGAAAGGCGAGCUAUGGAAAGAAAACUAUCGGAAAUGGAAGAAGAACUUAAGCAAUUGCAAAAGUUGAAAGCGGAAAAUGAACGACUCCGAACUGAGAACAGAGCUCUUACCAGAGUAGUUUCUAAACUCACUCAUACCUGAUUCUGUGAAUUCUUCAUCUUUUUAUCAAAUGGAACAAUUACGACAAGAAAGUCAGAGGCUAAAAGACGAGAAUGGUGCAUUGAUCCGAGUUAUAAGUAAACUUUCGAAAUAGUGAUAACUUUUAGGCUAUUUUAAUUAAAUUAAAACAAUUACCUACAAAAAAUAACUGCUUUUAUUCAUAUAGUAUUCAGUAUUAAUUCUUUUUGACUAGUAAAUAUUUUUUAUAUCAUAAACGUAUGUAUGUAAUAUUGUAAUUUAAUUUGUAUUGUUUUUUUAUUCAUCCAACAAAUGUGCAUCAUAUUUUCUAUUUGACCAUUAUUUAUUUAAAUCAAUGAUAAAAAAUAGUGAUUUUCAUACAAUUAACCCAAAUUUAUAUUAUACUAGAUUAUUAUUACUU
Molecule: messenger RNA, 3495 nt
Organism: Adelges cooleyi (spruce gall adelgid)
Lineage: Eukaryota; Metazoa; Arthropoda; Insecta; Hemiptera; Adelgidae
Gene: Mbs
Product: protein phosphatase 1 regulatory subunit 12A
Exons: 20
Coding region: 435-3098 (887 amino acids)
Cellular component (GO): cytoplasm
Molecular function (GO): enzyme inhibitor activity; phosphatase regulator activity; protein kinase binding
Source: RefSeq, a predicted model, not a curated record